Messenger RNA from Phanerochaete carnosa HHB-10118-sp, 3840 nucleotides. RefSeq lists its product as uncharacterized. The transcript is spliced from 9 exons. The record is from RefSeq and is a predicted model, not a curated record. Bases 46 to 2238 code for a protein of 730 amino acids. NCBI's taxonomy places the organism in Eukaryota, Fungi, Basidiomycota, Agaricomycetes, Polyporales, Phanerochaetaceae.
UUCGUUUUUCACUCACCUGCUCUUUAUCUUGUCGGCGACGAAAGGAUGAGCGAUGUGUACGACCCGGAGCUGGAUCUGCUGGGGGACGACGCCCAACAGGACGCGUCUGCAGGGCCGGCACACGCGUUCAGGACCGCCCCCGUGUUCACCGGCGACGCCGCCGGUUUGUUAGGCUCUGAUGUUCUGCCGCAGCGCGCUCUGUACGGACGUGUUCUGAGUCAGAAGGCCCCAGGCUUUCCCGCGACUCCAGUGUCACCCAAGUUGUACACCAACACCAAUGCGCCUUUCAGCGCGCUCGUGUGUGGUUUGCAGGGGUCUGGGAAAAGUCAUUCUACUUCGGUAUUCUUGGAGGGCUGCCUGAUCACCGAUCCGAGACUGGGCACUCUGCCCGAACCACUCAGUGCUCUGGUCUUCCACUACGACACUGCCGCAGGCGGCGGUGCUGUUCAGCCGUGCGAAGCAGCCUACCUUUCUUGCCUGGAUGCAACCCGGGGCGGCCAGGCCACGCCUCCGGAGGUGAUCGUGCUUGUCCUCCCCGCCAAUCUACAAGCGAUGAAACAGGUGUAUGCAGGUCUACCGGCUGUGCGGGUUGAACCAUUGCGCUUCUCAGCCGAGGAUAUCAGUGGCGAACGACUGCUGGCUAUGAUGAAGGUUGACGAGAACACUCAAAUGCCGCUCUACAUGGAAGCGAUCAUGUCCAUCCUGCGCUCCAUGGAGAAUAAGUUCAACUACAACGACUUUAGGUCGCAGCUAAAGCAACAGAAACUCAAUCCUUCGCAGAAGGCAAUGCUUAAUCUGCGAUUGUCGCUACUUGACUCCUGCCUGGAGGGCGGUAACAAGGUCAACAGAGUAGCGACUCAUUUCCGCAAGGGACAGUUGACUAUUGUGGAUCUUUCUUCGCCGUUUAUGGAUGCAUCUUCAGCAUGCGGAUUCUUUGACCUCAUUCUUGGCUUAUUUGUCGAGGCGGACGUAAAUGCAGCCGGUAAACUCGUAGUGCUCGACGAAGCACACAAGUACCUUUCCGACACUCAAACCGGGACAUCCGCUCGCCUGACGGAGUCCCUCCUAUCUGUCAUCCGCCAGCAGAGGCACUUGGCAACCCGAGUGGUGAUCUCUACUCAAGAGCCGACAGUCGUGCCGUCCAAAUUCCUCGACCUGUGUUCAUUCAUCAUCGCCCACCGGUUCUCUUCCCCAAAAUGGCUGCGGCUCUUGACGGACCACAUCUCGAUAGCCGGCGAAGGCUUCGACGAGCUCUUCUCCAAGAUAGUCUCGCUCCGCACAGGUCAAGCCAUCAUGUUCGCGCCGAACGGUCUCGGUGCGCGCGGUGUUGUCGACGGCACCAGCUCGAGGUCUGAUACCGGCGACUCUGGCAUCAGCCUCUCCGAGGACAUGGGGACAGUCAUGCCGUUCGGCCAGGGCUACCUCCUCGUGCAGUCGCGCCUGCGUGUCACGCGUGACGGCGGACACUCCAUCCUGGCCGUGCCCGACCCUGCGAGCACGACCCGCGUCCAGCGCAGUGCGAAGGCUGCCGAGGAUACCGUGCCGGACGAAGCCGUCUGGGGCGCCCCCUCUAGUUCUGUGGCGGACUGGUCUGUGCCAGAACCUGCUGCUCCAAGCGCUGCUCCCGCGAUGGCGUCGGGCUGGAAGGCCUCAGGAUCGUCAGCCAGACAAGCUUCCACGAGCUGGGUCCCUCCGACUGCACAGUAUCGGCAGUCCGGCAGCCGAGGUCGCGGGCGCAAAUCCCAAUGGGCAAAAAGCCCUCGUCCUGCAGCAGCUCCGCAGCCUGCUCGUGCUUCUGCGCAAGCUUCAAAUACCUCGGGCUGGUCAGGUGGAUGGGGAACAUCCAACACUACCAGUAGCUGGGGAGCACCUGCAUCCAACACUGCUAACGGCUGGGGGGAACCUGCAGUGGAUGAUGCAUGGGGCGUGGAUCCCGCAGCGUCCGCCGAACCCGAGAAGGCAGACGGCUGGAGCACCGCGGCAGACGACGGAGGACGGGGUACGGAGCCUGCGCCGCCUGCUAAUGAAAAGAGCAAGUUCGCGCCUCUAAUCGAGUAUCUCUCCGAUAAAAAAAAGAUGGGCUUGACUGGCGUCACCGUCUCGUCCAUCGAAGACUGGUUCGGAGCCGACAUCAUCUCGGAGGCGGUCUCCAAAGACCUGGUGCAACGCGUUGCGACUGCCAAGAAGCCCAAAAUCACGCUCGCGCCGGGCGUCCAGCCGUCUGACUUUACGUCAUAGACUUGAAAUGUGUAUAUUACUGCUCUCCAACGAGCGCGACCCACUAAUCGUAUGUACAGCUGCAUGCGGACUACAUGUACAUUUUGACCGACAUGUUUCGGCAAGCGUCCAGUGUGAAUUCCAGAGAGAGAUGAUGACGAUGAAUGGAGGGAAUGCAUGAGGGUAUGUUUACAAUGAAACAAUGUGGAUGAAGAUGAGAUGAGCCGAUGGCUGAGGGAACAGUCAAAAGCUCAAUUAAGACCUGCUUGAUUAUUAUCCCGAGAGAUUUAAGACGAUUAUUGGAGGAGACGAUUGCGAUAAGACUCUAGCGUGACGUCGUUAAAGGGCGUGCAGGGUCGUAGGCUUGUGUCAACGCAUGAGGUCAGUCCUCUCCUUUUGCGCGCGUUGGAGAGUGGUGAUCAUGCGCUUGCAGGUGACGGAGGCACCAGUACGGACGUCGCCAACGGCGACCGGCCACGCUCGGCCGGCACGCUUGCACUGCAAGCCGAGCCAGAGCGAGCGCGUGACGCACAGCGCUCGCGGUGGCGCAGGAUGAGCGACGCGACGAGGUUCGACAUCGCGAGCACAGGCGCGCCGGUGGGAGGCGGUGUGGGCGGCGGCGUAGGAAGCGCGUUUGCAUGCGUGCUGGCUGGCAGCGGGCGGCCGCAAAAGUCGUCCUUCGCGAGCGCGGUACUCGGUGGUAUCGAAAUCGGCGCUGCAAAGCAUACAGGAGAGGUUGGGGAAGGAGGAGGGGUAGGCAAUUCGCAGAGACCGUCGAUAGCCAUGGGCUCGGACUGGAAGAUGUGCUCGACACGUUCGGGGCUGAGUGCCAAGGGGUCGUCGACGGCAGGUGGUGGCAGCGGAGACAAUGGGGAAAGGAAGGGAACGGGUUUUAAGCCUUGGUCAACGAGGCUCCUCCAGAGCCGUUCUACAAGCAUGCGGUCCUGAGACCGGAGAAUAAGCUCGUCUUCGGGUGCGUCCACAGCGCACUGAAUUAACGUAUACGACGUAAGCGAGCGCAGGUGCGAUGCAAUGCUCCGAUGAAGUGUCGCAGUAAACUGCAAGUCUGCAGCCUGACGUUUGCUCGCUCUUUUCGACUUUUUUCUCGACGGUGGGAUGGUAGGCGUACUCGGGAGCUUGGGCCGCUUGUUUGCCAGCUUACGCUUUCGCACCGGUGCUCCGUUCUGCAUGGUAUUAUGUCCCUCUUCUAGCUCCUGCGACAUCGCAUGACCGUCCCUGUGAACGAAAGAUGCAGCAAGGCAUGACCGCGGGUGCCUACGAGCGAUAUCGAGGUGCCAGUCUUCGGCGGGCGACAAAGAUUGGGUCUCAUUCUCCAUUUCGGCAUUUUCGUGCAAAACAUUCGCUCCCAGGCAUUGGAGCGGUGCAGAAGGGAAAGGUAUGAAGCUCUGCGGUGUUGCGUCGCGCCCGACGUUGGUACUGGAGAGUGAAACCGUCGGCGCAGCCUUGUGCGACAAGGAGAGUCUGGGAUGCUUAAGCCGAGUUGCAGGAAGAGAAGAACCGCCAAAUUUGACGGAGUACAUCCUAGAAAGCGACCUGCGCGAGAAGAAGUCGGUCCAGAGCACUCACUCGUCGUGGAAGACGAUGAAGACGAACAAAGCAAGC